Messenger RNA from Exaiptasia diaphana, 2746 nucleotides. RefSeq lists its product as uncharacterized. NCBI's taxonomy places the organism in Eukaryota, Metazoa, Cnidaria, Anthozoa, Actiniaria, Aiptasiidae. Bases 81 to 1502 code for a protein of 473 amino acids. The transcript is spliced from 4 exons. Gene Ontology annotation, molecular function: 2-oxoglutarate-dependent dioxygenase activity. The record is from RefSeq and is a predicted model, not a curated record.
GCUGGCUGAUUCACCAGCUGAUGUAAACUUGCUGUUUGACAUGAUAAACUGCACGAUUUGAUCACAAAGUUCAGUUUACAAUGAGACAGCAUAUAAGCUUACGAUUUUUAUUGUUACUAACUCUGAUUGGGAAGCUUAAARCCUCUUUGGGAAGUCAGUCAGACACCUCCAUUGAAUUUCCUCCAAAGUUCGUUGCGAGCAAUGAUCCAAAAAUUCCUGCUGGUCAUUUAAAACCAUUUGGAUACCAAAGACCUCCCGACGGACCGGUGGCUGAGUAUAMUACAGUCUUACACCCUGUUGAWCUUUGGGAAAAACAUGUCAAGCAAAAUAAACCUGCAGUUUUUCGUCAAGCGAUUGCAAAGUCUUCUGCACUUUCUCGAUGGACUGACGACUAUUUGAAGGAACAUUAUGGUGAUUUGGAUGUUUUGAUUGAAUUGAAAAAGGAAAAUCGAAGUUUUUCAGCUCGCAGAACGACUUUAGCUACUUUUAUUAAUAACUAUAAAGCGAAGGAUAUCUAUGUUGUUACUGUUCUACCAGAUCCCAUGAGGAAAGAGGUUCAGGUUCCAUCUUGUUUGUUGUGUGGCACAUUUGUGGAUUUAAUUCAUGAGACAAACUUCUGGAUGAGCUCCGGGGGAACUCGCUCUUUAAUCCAUUUUGAUGCAGACCAYAUAGUGCAUUGCUUGGUUGCUGGGAGGAAGGACUGGAUGCUUAUGAACCAACAACAUGUCGAUGACUUAUACAUGGAGGAGAGGAGUAGGCUUUCUGGUUCUGGUUUCACCAAGAUUAAUCCAGAUAAGGUUGACAUGUUAAAAUACCCCAAAGUUGCCAAUGUAUCUUGGCAAUACACUACACUCUACCCUGGAGACUGUGUCUUCUUACCUUCAGAGUACAUCCAUCAAGUACGUUCUUACGUUCGGAGUAUAUCAGCAACAAUGUUGUUUACAACUGAUGAAGAUAAAUUUGAUGAUAGAGGCUGUGAUAAGGUUGAUCUGAAUGCAAAUGUUACUUUGGACAAAGUCCAUGUUCAUUGGACCUAUAACAAAGGUGACAGUGUAAUAGAGAUGGGAUACAUGAACAUUGAAAUGCUUAGAAACACCAUGUUAAGUGCCAUGGAAAAGAUGAAAACUGAUAUUCUUACACCUGAACUUUUUGAGAAAUAUUGGCAACAUUCAAUGGAUGAAGAUUACGAAAGCWGUGACCCCAAAAAGGUUUUCAGGACAUUAAUUGAUAAAGAAGGCAAAGGAUUUCUUACUGUUGAAGAUGUGAAGAAGCUUUCAGCUGAUGCUAUCAAAGAACUUGCAAGGUUAAUGGAUCCUCCACAUGGUCCCAAGAARGAGAAGGAAGAUCAAUUAGGUGAUUCCAAUUUGGAAAUAAAAGAGCCAAGACUGGAUGAGGAUGAAGACAACAUCCAUGGUGAAAAAGAGGAUUCUAGUGAAAUGGCUGAWGAAAAUUCUUCAUUCUUGAAAGAUAACACUGAAAGAGCCUCACAUAUUGAGCUUUGAUAUUCUUCUGGUUAUAAUAUGAUUUUUUGUCAGAAAGGACUAAGUUCAAGGAUUUCCCAUUGUGUAUUGUCAUAUGCAAUUAUAAUCUAGCUUGGUUGCCUUCCUCCAAAAAAACAAACAAAGAAGGAAGAGUGUAAAAUUAAGUCUUUAUCAAGUUAUCAGUUAAGGACCUGGGGCCAACACCAAUCACAGGAAGGGAACUAUAACUGAACCAGAACCAAAGCUGUUAAUUAUAAAAUUUACAGUGAAGUAUUGUAUAAUAGUAACGGUAACUUAUUAAGCUAUAAGGUCUCUGAGACCAAUGACAAUGAGCAAGUAAGAAAUGUUUGUUUGUUAUGAAUUUGCUCCUUUGAUAUUAAAAUUUUACAGUGCAAAUUGGAAAGCAAUACAGCCCAUACGGCCAAAAGAUAUUUCUAAUUGACCAAUCAGAAGAGACAUAAUAUGAAAGGACCGCAUGGCACUAUGAGAUUCAUGUACUAGCAAGGAGGUCAUACUGGGAGAAAGACCCUUGGAAAUAAAUUUGGAAAAAUUWAUUUCCAACCUGGCUGGGUUUCGAACACAAGUACAGCUGGUAGAGCAUCAGCAGUAGUACAAAUUCAAGGGAAAAUUAAUUUUUCAGAAUUUAUUUCCAAGGGUCUUUCUCCCGGAAUAACCUUUUUCCAAUCAGAAGAGAGAUUAAGAGUCAUCUAAGUGCAUUUUAACAUCACCAAAAUGAAUAUUUAGAAUAUUUAUCUUCAACCAACCCUGCAUUUAUGUUUGCCAAUGUAGGCCAAAGCCAUUCCUCCUAAAAACAAUUYUGCCUUUUCACGGCUCUGUGGUACACUACUGUUAUUAAUUACACAUGGAAAUCUCGAGAUUCUUUACAGGCUUGAGACUGUGGACUGUGUCCUGUCGACAACAACAUUUUUUGAAAUAGGUGUAGAAGAGCUACAGCUUGGUGACCUUGGUUGUCGUGCUGCGUUAGCUGAGUUUUUCUUAAAGUUUAUGAUCAUGUAUUUUCAAUGUUUUGGCGUUUACAGUGGAGCUUGGGAUACCUGUGGCUGCAAAGAAUCGCACGACCUCGAGUACAAUUUGGAAUUAAUAGUCACGAGUAAUGUUUUGAAAGUUCUCGUAAUUGCACGAGCCCGAUAGGGUUAGUUACGAGAGGUUGUGCGAUUUUUUACAAUUAACGCUGUAAUUGUACUCCUCUCGACCAAUCAGAAUGUAUUAUUUUGUUGAAUGUACUAUAACAACAUGUACGGACU